Messenger RNA from Triplophysa rosa, 1519 nucleotides. RefSeq names its product polymerase (RNA) III (DNA directed) polypeptide G (gene polr3g). NCBI's taxonomy places the organism in Eukaryota, Metazoa, Chordata, Actinopteri, Cypriniformes, Nemacheilidae. The coding region runs from base 866 to 1504 and encodes 212 amino acids. The transcript is spliced from 9 exons. The record is from RefSeq and is a predicted model, not a curated record. Gene Ontology annotation, cellular component: RNA polymerase III complex. Gene Ontology annotation, biological process: transcription by RNA polymerase III.
AUAAUACGUACACAUGACGGAUACAUUUUUAAAUAUAUGUUUUGAUAAAAUUCUAAAUUAAUUUAUUAAUUAGUUACUUAUUCAUAUUUUUGCUUAUUUAUUUUCUAUUAAGCCAACUAUUCAAGAAUAAAAACUUUUAAUGCAGUGCAUUUUCUUACUUAAGGUAAUAAGCCAUGUUUUGUUGUAGAUUUAUAUCUAGUUGUCUCUGGGCUCUGUAAAGCUGAACAACACAGCUUCUGUAUUAUAGAGAAAUAUUAAAUAACAACAUAUAUGCAUAUUAAGAACACAUUAUGCACAUUAAGUAUAGUGUAAACAAAUUAAUAAAUAUACAUCCAUGACGUCAUGACAAAUUAAUGCAUUACAAACAUAAGUAUCUAUUGCAUAAUGCUCGGGUGGCAUAUCAACAUAUGAAAUACAAACAUAUUAAAUACAGAACAAUAAAAACCGGCAGCUCCAGUCCCAAAUAACAACAGUGGGACAACAAGUGGUCGACUUCACGCGGCGCUGCGCAGACUGAUCAGCGAAUGACAACAAAGUACCGCGAGAGUGAUUAGAAAGCACCGCUUGCUUUUUCCGGUGUAAUGACCUCAAGUCUGUCCCAAAAUGCACUCCCAUGUACCCUUAUGGACUCGUGCCUAGUGCCCUAUAGGUCUGCACUUCCUGACGUCACCAAGUGUGGACUCAGAGGAGGUCCUCAAGACCGGAGUGCGCCAUUUAGGACAAGGACCACACUGCCCAUCACUAGAGAAAGGACGCCGUUGACACCCUGUUCCGCAAACGCGGCACGUAGCCUUACGUAACGGUGCUAGUUUAUAUUAUUUGAGUCUGAAACGACAUAAAAACAAGGAUUAUUUGAUUGACCAAAAUGGCAGGAAAAGGCAGAGGUAUAGCAGCUUUCACAUUCAACAUAGAGGCCCUGGGCAUCACCAGAGGGUCUAUGCCUGAAGCCCAGAGAGGACCAACUCCACUCUUCCCACAAAUUGAAUAUAAACCAGGGCCUCUGAAAGCUGGAGAAGAUGAAGACUACAUGAGAGCUUUGAAACAGGAGAUGAGGGGACGAAUGAAAGAUCUCCCUUUCAACAUAAAACCCCACUCAGGAAAGAGUGAUGUAGAGCGGUACAAGGAUAAAUAUACAAGGGAAAUUAAAAAAAUCGAGGAUGGCAAUUGGACCCCAGAUUGGAACCGUCUUCCAAAGGAGCUGAAGCCACAGAGGAAUAUAAUUAAAAAGAAAAUGGAUUUUAAAAAAUUCAAAGAGAUGUCAAAAAAAGACAAGGAGGAUAUGCUGUCUAAACUAGAUGAACUUGAUAAAAGGGGAGAUGGCAAAUCAGAUGAAGAAGAUGAGGCAAAGGGGGAGAAGAAAGGAGAUGGUGAGGAAGAAGAAAUUGAAGGGAACUUUGAAGAAGAAGAGCUUGAAGAGGAUAAUGAUUACAUAGCAAAUUACUUUGAAGAUGGUGAUGAUUUUGGAGCUGGAAGUGAUGACAACAUGGAUGAGGCCACUUACUAGCAACUGGAAAUGUUU